CGCAAGUCGCAAGAGGCAGUGAGAGAGACAAGGGAGAGGGAAACACCGCUCGGUAUCAAGAGACUCCACAGGUCAGGCUGGCUGUCUAGCUUAUCCGGGAUGGAAGUGGGCUGGUGCCAAUAAAUGCAUUUUUGACGAGUCCAGCUGCACCAGAAAGAGAGGUACAGCAGAUGGGUUCCGCCUAGAGCGCUAAUGCCCCCCAUCAUAUGUAAUCGACAAAGGAUGCCGGGGCGGAGGAUUAUUCCAUUGACAUGGGGACCAUUUCCAGAACCAGGGUUACUACCGGAGCAAGACCGACUAAAAGCAGAGCCCUACCCACUCCGGUUAGUCCCCUUACAUGCGCCCCUCCUCCUUCUGGUCUGCUCGGCCGUCUUGAACGAAUGUGCCUAAACCUGCAUAGGGCCAGAGAAGGGGGCGCAAGAGCAGAGAAUAACAAUAAAAAGAAAAACAAUAAUGUGGCCACCGUGCUCCGGCCACCGGGGCUCACUUUACAUAUACGACAGCCUGGCGAUCGGGAUUUGUGGCACUGCAUCCGCCACGCCCGUUCUAGUCCAUCUGACUGA
This is a messenger RNA of Aspergillus costaricaensis CBS 115574, 563 nucleotides long. RefSeq lists its product as uncharacterized. The coding region runs from base 252 to 563 and encodes 103 amino acids. The transcript has 4 exons. The record is from RefSeq and is a predicted model, not a curated record. NCBI's taxonomy places the organism in Eukaryota, Fungi, Ascomycota, Eurotiomycetes, Eurotiales, Aspergillaceae.